Molecule: messenger RNA, 2987 nt
Organism: Colius striatus (speckled mousebird)
Lineage: Eukaryota; Metazoa; Chordata; Aves; Coliiformes; Coliidae
Gene: ZNF574
Product: zinc finger protein 574
Biological process (GO): regulation of immune system process; negative regulation of transcription by RNA polymerase II; regulation of cytokine production
Source: RefSeq, a predicted model, not a curated record
AUGGGGAAGCGCGAUGCUGGGAGGUGGCGGCGGGACGAGACGGGAGAGAGAGAGACGGGAGCCCCGUUAACCCCUGUUUCCCCCCCUGCCCCGUUCCCCCCGUCCCGGCCAUGGCGACGCCGCCGCCGCCGGCGCUGCUGUACCUGCAGCCGCGGGUACCUGUGCUCCGACUGCGGCCACCCGUCGCCCACGCUGGAGGCCGCCGUCCUGCACCACCAGAGCCACGUGCCGGCGCCGCAGUUCCAGCUGCUGGCCGUGCCCUCGGCGCCGUCCCCCGCGGCGCCCAGCCCGCCCCCCGGCGCCCCUCAGCCCGACGGCAGCCAGUACCAGUGCCUGGACCGCCCCCUGGCGCUGGCCGCCUCGGCAAGCGCGGUGGCCGCCCCCUGCGCGUCCCCCAAGGCCGCCAGAGCCUCCGGCCAGAUCCACUACGAGUGCGUGGAGUGCAAGGCGCUGUUCGCGGAGCAGGAGCUGUGGCUGGCGCACCGGCAGGGCCACCGGGCGGAGCCGCCGGCAGCCGCGCCCCCCGCUGGCCCAGCCCCCGACGCUGGUGGACCUGGAGCACUCCUACCCCAAACCCGACGACGACGACGCCGCCGGCCGGCGGCCACCAAGGAGCCGGUGGAGACCGUCCAGCUGCUCCUGUACGAGUGUGGCGACUGCCUCCAGCUCUUCCCGAGCCCCAAAGACUUCCUGGACCACCAGAGCAGCCACUUGGUAGCCCAGGGGAGGGAGGAGAGCCAGGAAGGCGGCUACCAGGUGGCCGAAGGGGGCUACCAGGUGGCCGAAGGGGGCUACGAGGUGGCUGAUCGCCCAGGGCCCCGAGGAACCUGCCGGCAAGGCCGGGGACGGCGGCUACCAAGCGGCUGGAGGCGGCUACCAGCCCGGGGAAGGCGGCUGCCCAAGCCCAGGACGGUGGCCACCUCCCCGCCGACGCUAGCCACGCCCCUCCCGACGGCAGCCACCCCCUUCCACCCCCCCCCGACCCCCCGGCCGCCGGCCACCCCCAGGCCGGCAGCGGGCCAGCCCUGCCCCGAGUGCCAGCGCCCCUUCGCCACCCCCCGGCAGCUGCAGCGGCACCUCCGCGGCCACCAGCGCGGCGCCUUCGCUUGCCCCCUGUGCAGCGGCAGCUUCCCCUCGCCCCACGCCCUGGAGCAGCCUGGCAGCCACGACGGCGACUCCAAGUUCCUUUGUCUCGACUGUGGCUCCGCCUUUGACACCGAGACCCUGCUGGUGGCCCAUCGGCGCCUGCACUCGCCCAACCCCCUGCACCGCUGCCCCUGCGGCAAAACCUUCGCCAACACCACCAAGUUCCUGUACCACCGCCGCUCGCACCCGCCCGGCGCGCUCGCCACGCCCCCCGCCUCGGUGGCCGCCGCCCUCGGGCCGCUCGCCCCAGCCCUGGCGGCUCCGUUGGUCGCCAACGCGGCGCGUUCGGAGGAGCCGCCGCCUCAGACCCGGCGGGAAACGCGGCGGGAUUGGCGGGAAGCUCCGUCCUGGCGGGAAACGGGCGCGGCGCGGCGGGAAACGCCCCGGGCGCGGCGGGAAACGCCCCGGGCGUGGCGGGAAGCUCUAGUUUGGCGGGAAACGCCCCCAGCGCGGCGGGCGCCGCCCCCGGCCCCUUCCCCACGCCCCCCGGAGCCGGCGGGCGCCUCCGCCAGCCCCGAGCCCGCCUCCCCGGACCCCGCCGCCCCCCACCGCUGCCCGUCGUGCGGCAAAGCCUUCGCCAAGCCGCACCAGCUGUCGCGCCACCAGCGCUUCGUGCACCGCUCCGAGCGCCGCCACCGCUGCCCCGACUGCCCCAAGACCUUCAAGAAGGGGUCGCACCUGCGCACGCACCUCCUGACCCACACCGGCGAGCGGCCGUUCCCCUGCGACUCCUGCCCCAGGGCGUUCAACUCGCAGGCGAACCUGCUGCGGCACCGGCUGACGCACACCGGGGAGCGGCCGUACGAGUGCCCCACGUGCAGGAAGCGCUUCGCGCAGUCCUCCACGCUGCGCCAGCACCUCUUCGUGCACACGCGGCGCUACCCCUACGCGUGCGGCGACUGCGGCGGCCGCUUCCACCGGCCGCACCGCCUGCUGCUGCACCGCUUCCACCACACGGGCGAGUACCCCUACAAGUGCCCGGACUGCGGGCUCUCCUUCCUGCUCCGGCGGCUGCUGGAGGUGCACAGGUCGGUGGCCCACGCCGGCGGCCAGGCCCACCCGUGCCCCAGCUGCGGCGCCGCCUUCGUGAGCCCGCUGCAGCUGCGCGACCACCGCUGCCCGCCCCGCGCCGGCGCCCCCCGCUUCGAGUGCGGCGUGUGCGGCAAGAAGAGCUCGUCGCCGUCGCGCCUCAGGGCGCACCAGGAGACCCACGAGGGCCGCCGCGCCCCCGGCGCCGCCCCCCGCGCCCCCGCGGCCCCCGCCGCGCCCGCGCCCCGGCCCAAGAACUACGAGUGCGGCGAGUGCAAGAAGCGCUUCAGCACCGAGACGUCGCUGCAGGUUCACCGGCGCAUCCACACGGGCGAGAGGCCGUACCCCUGCCCCGAGUGCGGCAAAGCCUUCCGCCAGUCCACGCACCUCAAGGACCACCGGCGGCUGCACACGGGCGAGCGGCCGUUCAGCUGCCCCGAGUGCGGCAAAGCCUUCGCCAUCGCCGUGCGCCUGGCCGAGCACCGGCGCAUCCACACGGGCGAGCGGCCGUACCGCUGCCAGCUCUGCCCCAAGGCCUACCGCUCCUUCUCCAACCUCUGGAAGCACAGGAAGCUGCACCAGGCCGAGCCGCGGGAGCCGCCGGGGGGCGCCGCCGGGGCCGCGCUGCCCGUGCUGGAGACCGCGGAGAUGGACCCCGGCGCCGGGGGGGGCGAGGAGGGGGGCGGCGGCGUGGCGGGGGAAGGGUUAAAACUGAGCACGGGCCCCUCCCCGGGUCAGUGCCCGCCCCCAGCUCCCAUCGAAUCGCCCUUCGCGUCGGCUCUGCUUGACCAAUAAAGCAAGGAAGGGGUUAA